This is a messenger RNA of Penicillium subrubescens, 1629 nucleotides long. RefSeq names its product DUF1593 domain-containing protein. The record is from RefSeq and is a predicted model, not a curated record. Bases 1 to 1629 code for a protein of 542 amino acids. Gene Ontology annotation, molecular function: hydrolase activity, hydrolyzing N-glycosyl compounds. NCBI's taxonomy places the organism in Eukaryota, Fungi, Ascomycota, Eurotiomycetes, Eurotiales, Aspergillaceae. The transcript is spliced from 2 exons.
AUGACCGUCGAUUUAGAGAAACUCCCCACUUUCGCACAAAAGCCCCGCAUUUUCAUUCUAACAGACGUCUUGAACGAGCCCGACGACUCGCAAUCACUCGUUCGAUACCUGUUAUAUUCCAACGAGUUUGAGACUCGCGGUAUAUGCGCGACGACAUCUACCUGGUUGCGUUCCAGCACCCAUCCAGAAGAACUUCGUCGCAUCAUCACGGCAUAUGGCGACGUUGUUGACAACCUGAAUAAACAUGUGCAUCCAAGCUGUCAAUACCCGUCUACCGAACACCUUCUCUCGCUAGUGACAUCGGGGCCAAGGGUCUACGGCAAAAAAGCGUUGAAAGAGCCCCAUAGCGAAGGCGCGCAACGGCUGCUAGCCGCCCUCCAAGAAUCCGAAGAACCACUCUAUGUCCCUGUCUGGGGUGGUGUGAACACACUCGCUCAAGCACUCAAAUACCUCGCCGAGACAUCUUCGCAGGACCUAGCUGCCAGAGAACGAGCCAAACUGCGUGUUUAUUCCAUUUCCGACCAAGAUGACACCGGGGCAUGGAUUCGUGCCAAGUAUCCCGGUGUCUUCUUCAUCGUUUCUUUGCACGGCUGGAAUCAAUAUAGCCAGGGUAGCUGGCUAGGCAUGAAUGCCAGUGCUGGCGACGGAGUCGAUCACACAAAGGUGCAAAACCCAUGGCUAAACGAGCACAUCCGCAUUGGUCCGUUCGGAGUCAAGGCUUAUCCCGAGGUGAAAUUUGGCAUGGAGGGUGAUACGCCGUCUUUUCUAUGGUUGAUUCAAAAUGGAUUGAGUUACCGGGAUUUCAUUAAUUGGGGCGGUUGGGGUGGCCGGUAUAUUAGGCCGCAGAGUGAGGCCGAUUGGGAAGAUGGUAUCGAUGGGAAUCACUUCCAUAAUGCUCAUGACUUUGGUGUUGUUGGAGCUGAUGGGAAGCCUCAUACUGAUCACAGAGCGACGAUUUGGCGAUGGAGGGAUGCUGUUCAGGAUGAUUUUGCGGCACGAAUGCAUUGGACAGUUACGGACGAUUUCACCAAGGCGGGCCAUCCACCGGUUGUUGAUGUCAAUGGCCAUGCUGGAACGGAGCCGCUGAUCUUGAAGGUCAAGCCUGGCGAAAGGCAUACUCUGGAUGCGAGUGGGACCUAUUGUGCCGACGAUGGAAGCGCUGGCGAUGACCUGGAAUACACCUGGAUGCUCUACAGCGACGUCAAUGGAUUCCAUUUCUUCGGCAUGGGCCCGAAAGUCAAUAUUGAAGCUUUGGAAGGCAUUUCCUCAGACAACAAAGGCAAUGAUACUGCAGGAUUUGCUACAUUUACUCGAGCACGCAAGAUCGCAGUAACGGUGCCAGAAAUUGAGAAGCAUCCUCAAACGGGACUUGUGACGCCGGACUUUCAUAUCUUGCUGCAAAUUACCAACAGGGCGGGUCCAUAUCCCAUUCGGCGGUACAAGCGAGUCGUUUUCUCUUAUAUCCAUGAAGGCACAUCCGAGUCUCUCAAAAAGAUGCCGGAGAGCGCUGGUGAAGCAAACCGGCUGUAUGGAAACAUCGAUGCAGGAAGGCCAAGGGUCGUCUACUCACAACCACCAACUUACAGACCCUGUAACUGGUGGGGAGUGAAAGCCAAAGGAAACAAAUAA